Messenger RNA from Acinonyx jubatus (cheetah), 23408 nucleotides. It is a transcript of the gene MAST4, whose product is annotated as microtubule associated serine/threonine kinase family member 4. The record is from RefSeq and is a predicted model, not a curated record. The transcript has 26 exons. Gene Ontology annotation, molecular function: protein binding; protein serine/threonine kinase activity; magnesium ion binding. Bases 13718 to 20884 code for a protein of 2388 amino acids. NCBI's taxonomy places the organism in Eukaryota, Metazoa, Chordata, Mammalia, Carnivora, Felidae. Gene Ontology annotation, biological process: intracellular signal transduction; peptidyl-serine phosphorylation.
CAAACAGCGUCCGGGUGAAGAGUAAUUACUGACUUCCUAGGAGUGUUUUCAUGGUGAUCCAUUCUGCCGUGAAUCACAGACCAGCCCUCAGGUGCGCCCAGCGCUCACCUCGGCGGGUGCGGGCCGCGGCUGGACUGAUUGAUUGAUUUGGGGGGAAUGAUCCAACUGCGGCUGCGGGCCGGGGGCGCGGCGCGGGCCUGAAGAUGCUGGGGUCCGGGGUGCUCCGGGGCUCGCGCACGGGUCCCCACCCCACCCCCAAGCCUGCCCCCUUUCCCAUGAGGCCCAGCUCCCGGGGGAGGGUCUGCCGGUGGGGAAGGGGCCCCGGCCCAGCCCCUGCCGGCGGAGGCCGCACAAAGGUGCCCUGUUCAAGUCCGCCUAUAGGCCCGCUCUCUGCAAGUGCUUUUAAGUUUCCUUUUUUUCCGAAGGGGGAGAAGAGGCGCUUUUUCCAUUUCACUUCUUUUCCUUGUAUGUAGAUACCAAAAGGAAACACGGCACUGGGCAUGUUCGGAUGUUGAAUGGUUUGCUGAUAAGCAGCAGCCUCCCGGAACCGAAGCCUUAAAAUAGUCGUCGCCCUCCCCUCCCACCCCCCGCAGGAGCUGCAAAUGGUAUCUGCCAAACAGAUGACAAAGUACCUUGGACUGAAUCACACACAGACAGCAUUUUGUGCAGAACGCACGGCCCAACUCUUGUAAUUACUGUUUAUAGCUGCCCAGGGCUGACCAGGAGAGGGCAAACCCGAGAGGAAAUAAGUUUCCUGAGCCUUGGAGAAAUGGCUGUGUGUUAAUUAAAGGCUAGGGGUACUUCUCAGACAGGCUCCAAGUUCUUGAGAUCACAGUUCACAGCACGUUUCCUCUGGAGGGAGUGAGUAGAUAAUUGGGAUUUUUUUUUUCUUUUUGUUUUUGUCUUUUUUCUUUUUUUUUUCUUUUUCCGUUCUCCAACCCCCCCCCCCCCCCCCGCCUCCUCCCUCCCUGGUCUGGCCUUAUGGCCUUGAACCCGCAGUGAAUUGAAGAGAGAACGAAAUGGAUAUGUCUGACCCCAAUUUUUGGACUGUGCUCUCAAACUUUACUUUGCCUCAUUUGAGGAGUGGGAACAGGCUUCGGCGAACACAAAGGUAAAAACCGCGGGGAUACUUUGCCUGGAGAAGGGAGUGUGUUGGCUUUGGAGGCGGCCAGACUGCCUUAACAGCUGGGGUUCUGUUUAGACGGUGGCAGUUUGAAAAGUUUCUGCCCUGCCAGGGGGCCGCUGUUUCAGGUAUUCUGUCAUCCUUGUGGAUUUCCUGGGUAAUCCCGAUGGCCUGUACUUCCAGAGUUGUUCUCCUUUUGAAAUGUGGUUCAGGAGGGGAAGGGUUGUGAGUUGAGGGGAGAGAAAUAGAGGAGGAAGAUACUUUUUCUCUCUGAUGGGAUCUUUUCCAGCUCUUUCCUUCACCCAGACGUCCGAGGACGCUUCUGCUGCUUUUUGUAGAGCCUCUCAGAUGUUACCUUCUAGUAAAGACUUGACCUUUAUAAGGUGCAGAUGUGCAAUGCAAAGAAAGCUCAAGUUAGCCUGUUUCCUAUUGUCUGUUUAAAAGAGACAGGUCCGCGUAACUUUGCCGUUGUUGUUUGUUUGUUCUUGUUGGUUUGCUGACAUUUAUUCCGAAUACAGGUUGGCCUUUUCAGUUGGUAAAAUACCUGACAGAAUAGGUGGAGGCAAAGACAAUUUUAAAACCAGGAUGAAGCUGGUGGCAAAAGUGAAAGGCAGUUCUGAGAUUGAGAGGAGAUGAUUUUAAAGGAAGUGUUUCUCUUCUGUGCCUUGUGUCCGGCACAGAAAGGUGGCAUCGUUGUGGUUUUAGAGGGGCAUACCUUCUGAGUUGCUUAAAUGUAGAUUCUUAGUUUUUCUUCCAAACUUGACUUGGACAUACACGUGCUCAUAUGUGCGUAAGAGCAGCGGUGCGGUCAAAUAAACAGGAUGCUGGCUAUCAGAUUUGGAGCUUCUGAAUCUCUGGGCUCCAGUGUCUCAGGAACACAAGAAAAUGGUGUGCUCUGUUGUUACAUCUAUAGCAUCUUGUAGUAUAAGUUCUGGUACCUAAUACUUUGGAAAAGUUUGGAAGGUUCCCAUGGUAUUUCUUAGAUUUCAGAAGCAUCCUGGAAUACUCACAAGUGUCGUGUUUUGUAUAUGCGCAUGCACACACACACAUAUAAAACACACACGUGUAUGUCUGAUACUGAGUAGAUUUUAAAGUCAUACUACCUUUAAUGCAACUUGAACAGAGUUGGUACCAAUAAACCGUGUGAGAUUCUCAAGUUGUGCCAUUUACGUAAGGUAGCUGUGCUUUUCUUAUUCUGCUGUAUAUAUUCAGAGACCUUAUCUUUUGGUGUUGGUCAUUUUUGUUCGAGACAUAUCAUCCCCUGCACCUCUCCCCCAGCAAAAUAAACACAAGUAGUUAGUUGAUGAGAUAAUGCUGUCUGUGAAUAAGACCACCACUUUCAUGGCAGUAAAGUCUGUAACUUCUUACCUUUUCAGUUUGUCGAGGGCCCUUAAGUAUUCCCGAGUGGUUUAGUCCUGGCUAUGAUGCAAUCUGUACUCUCACCUGGAGCCGCUUCUAGCGAGCAGUCUGCUCUGACGUCACACCUGUGUGUCUGAGUCUGAAAAGCAGCUGGGGCCUCUAGCCAUCUACCUGUUGAUAAUACUAUUGAGCAAAUUCUCAGGCCAGUCUGACCCUGACUUUCCAGCCCAGGGGAUUCUAGUUCCAGCCCAGAACACACCAAUUCAGACAGCUCACACGGGCAGAGAGCCCACAUUCUGAAGUCACUUAGGUUCUUCCCAGCAAAAUGGGAGAGUGUGGGAGGGCUUUCUCUACUCCUUAAGUCAUAGACCCGUUUUUUUCAGUUCAGGGAAACAGAAAAGGGGAUGGAUUUUCUUCCCUCCCUUCUAUUAGUGUAGGUUGUCACAGCCCGUCUGUUACUGGGGAUUUCCAGGAUUCCCAGAGUUUGCACAUAUGUGUCUUGAAGAUCCUGUCUACACACAUCUACUUAUUAUUGGUCUCAAAGACUGGCACUACUUUAUAUUUAUUAUGGAGAUUGGCAAACUUGAAGGGCAGGUGUCUUCCGGUCCAGGGCGAUGUAUGUAGUUGUUGCAUUCUCUUAUUAUACAGUGAUCAUUUCCAGCUCUGUGUCCUUCCCUAAGGACAUGUAGCAUAUGCUUACAGUGGGACUCUUCCCAUUCUGUGACCUCCCUUCCCUGCUCUAAAUCCUGUCUCCUCCUCCAACCCCCACAUUAACCCCAUUCCUCAGCUGGCUCAUCAGGUUCCCUAAAUCUGUCCUUUCAAAAAGACCUCGCCAUCCUCAGGUUGUCCUUUAGCCAGUCUCAUUGUGGGUGCGCCUGGUGUUCAGGUGAGGACCCCUUGCCCUCACACUCAGGUCAUGUGCCUUAGCCCUGGGCAUAUCUCUGUGGCGCAAGCCGAGCUUUUCUGAACACUUGCUGACUUGGUCUGAUGGAUCAUUCAUUUUACGUGUUUUUCCUAGCUACUUGUUCUGAUUAAUUUAGUAACUUCGGGAACCUCAUCCUAACCUUUUCUUUAGAUGCAUCUAUCUAUUCUUGCAUCUAUCAGAGACUGAAAUCCAGCUUGGGGCAUGUGAAUGAACAUCUUAGAGCUCUUUGGGAUGGGAUGUUUAUACCACUCAGACAGAAGAAGGAGAAGGCAAAUGGUUUCCCAUUCUCACCUUAAGUCUGUAUUGAAUGGGCCGUUGUCAUCAUAGAAGCCUUUUUGGUUUGCUCCAUUACAUUUGCCUUGCCAGUUCAGCAUGGCUUGGUUUGCUCUGUCAGAGGGAAACUUUGAAGUUUUGAAACUGGGCCUGCCUGGGCCGGUAACUUCUAACUCCCUGAGUUCUUGCACAGAGGAUCCUGCAGACCUAAUCCCGGGCCUAGAUUGUUACACAGUAUUGAUGAACUGACAGCCUGAAUUCCUUAUCCUGAAUCCCAAAGACAAUUUAUUGUUCCCUUCAUUCUUUUUUGUCUUGACUGUGACGGAUAGCACUUGUCUGGGUGCACACUGACUUUGUCUAUGUUUUACCGUAAAGCUCACAUAUUCCAUUGGAAACUGUGUGUUUUUUUGUCCCGCCGUUUUCAUUUUAAGGGAAAUUUUCUUCUUUUAAUUUUAUGAACAUUUUUAUAAAUAUUCUGUAAAGUCUUAAGCCCUUCAAAAUAUCUUUACUUCCUCUUGCCUUGCUGUCAAAUUCUUUGAUCGCAAGUGACACUGUCUUAAGGUUUAUACUUCUAGGGAAGUUUUGCCUGGAAAAUACCUUGUAGCUUCUGCCAGUAAACUACUAGCAAAUCAAAUCUAGCACUGUAUAAAAACAAUUAUUCAUCAUGACCUGUUGGUCCCAGGUCUAUGCACAGGUGGUUCAACACCAGAAAAUCAAUCAAUGGAAUCCAUCACAUAAAUAAGCUAAGUAAGCAUUAUCAGAGGAUCACAGAAAAAUCCAUUACUCACUCAUAUGACAAAAACUCUCAGGAAACCAGGCAUAGAGGGCCACUUCCUCAAGUCGAUGAAGAAUAUCUACUUAACACAGCAGUCCUCCCUAAUCUGUGGUUCCACUUGGUGCAGUUACCUGUGGUCAGCCACAGUCCCAAAGCAGAUGAUAGCGGCCAAACACUGGGUCACGAUGCUUACAUCAUUCGCCUGACUUCAUCUCCUCGCAUAGACACUUUGUACAUCAUCCCGAGAAGAAGGGUGAAUACAGUGUAAUAAAGUUUGAGAGACAGGCCAUAUUUGCCUAAUGUUGAUUACACUAUGUUAUAAUUAUUCUAUUUCAUUAUUAGUUACCGUUGUUAAUCUCUUACUGUGCCAAAUUUAUGAACUUUAUUUUAUUUUGGAUGUAGAAGAAAAUGGUGUAUAUAGGGUUCGGUACUCUUUGGCAUCUUUUGGGCUUCUUCUGGGGGGUUUGAAACAUAUCCCUGUGAAUAAAGGGAACGGCCAAAGUGAGACACUGGAAGUUUUCCUUGCUGAGAUCGGGUGGAAGGCAAAGAUGUCCCAUCUCAUCAAGCACUCCUUUUCAACCAGACGCAGUUUCUUUUUUGAUCUCCUCUUUCCCUUUCUCAUUUCCUCAAGGCUGACUCAGUACAGCCAUUCACCUGCUGCUUUGAGGGACCGAAAUCUACAGCUGCUUCAUGUUACCACUGAUGUCGAUGACCUUUUUCCCCUGUUGGAUUAAAAACUUUUGUGGGGAAGAAGAUCAGGCUUCUCUUUGAUUUAUAUCACAUAUGUAAAGAGAGGGCUACCAUUGAUUUAUAAGUAUUGCUGCUCAGUUUUGAGGUGCGACUUUAGUCUUGAUGAUACACAGUCUAGAGAAUCUAGAAGAUACUCAAUUUUUAACCUUAAUGGUCAGAAAUCUGUCAUGUUUUCAUUGGGCUGACCUCAUGCUAUCCAAAUCUCAAUGACACCUAAAUCGAGUGUCAUUGUCCAUGCCAAUAAGCACCUUGUGACUCAGUUAAUCACUUGGAACAAGUUUCCUAAUGUAUUUUGCAAGAACCCAUGGGCUAAAAGUUGCUUUGGGGUUUUUUUGUUUUUGUUUUUUCUUUACUUAAAAGUUGUGUACUUUAUUAUUUCUCAAUUUUAUUCUUUCAUUUUUUUUUAACGUACAUACAAGUUAGUGGGCAUAUAGUGCAACAAUGAUUUCAGGAGUAGAUUCCUUAAUGCCCCUUACCCAUUUAGCCCAUUCCCCCCCCCCCCCAACAACUCCUCUAGUAACCCUCUGUUCUCCAUAUUUAAGUCUUUUAUGUUUUGUCCCCCUCCCUGUUUUUAUAUUAUUUUUGCUUCCCUUCCCUUAUAUUCAUCUGUUUUGUCUCUUAAAGUCCUCAUAUGAGUGAAGUCAUAUGAUAUUUGUCUUUCUCUGACUAAUUUCGCUUAGCAUAAUACCCUCUAGUUCCAUCCGUGUAGUUGCAAAUGGUUUUUUUUUAAUGUUUUCUUUUUACGUUUUAUUUUUUUUCUGAAUUCAUAUUACUCAGCAGUUGCUCCGAACAGCAGGUACAUUCAGGGAUCUUUAACUGCUGAAUGUAUUGAAUUUUUAUGUAUGCUUCAUCUUCCUUUCAGAAACAUCUGUAGUGUUUGGUGAGUUUUUCUUUUUGUUUUCAUCAUGAAUAUGUGUCUCUAAAGAGUAUGAAGAAUACACUUCUCUCUUGUCCUGACAUGUGGGGUAUUAGUGAAUUUGUACCCACCCCUUUUAUGGAAAGUCCCAUUAAAUCCACAUUUACUGAGCAUCUAUUGUGUGCCUGGGCACUGCAGCCCCAAGCUGAGUCAUAGAAUUGCCUUCAGUGAGGACAUGCAAAUGAAUCAUUGCAAACCAGGGCAAUAGAGAAGUAUUUAUAAGGUACAUAUAAGCUAUAGCAGUGGCCAGUGGGGAAGAGAGACUUUGGUCUCAAGGAGCCAAAGGAGAAGCCAUAUGGAAAAGACAAUACCUCAGGGAGGUUUUGAAGGAUAGGUUUCUUCUAUUUAUCAGACCGAAGGACAGGGCCAUCCCAAAGGGCAAAAGAAAUGGUGUGUAUGAAGGCACAGUGGCCUUAGCAGCAGAGUUCAAGGGACUAUACAUAGCUCAAUAUUGCUGGAGCGUAAAAAACCGGAAGCAUAACUCAGUAUUGUUGAUGCAUAAAGUUUGCAGAGGCAAUACAGUAUACCACAGUGGUGAAGAGGGUUGAUCUAAAAGCCAGUUCACCUGGGUUUGAAUGAGAUUGGGCAAGUUCACUGGACUAGAGUUGCUCCAUCUAUAAACCAGGGACAGGUAAAUUACUUACAGGAUUGUUGUAAGGAGUAAAAUAUGCUCAUAUGAGUAAAAUGCCUAACACAAUGACUGGCACAUAAAAACUCUCAGUAGAUACUCAGUAUUCACAUUGUUUCUAUCGUUACAACAAGGGGAUGAGUAGUGGGCGAUCAGGCUAAGGAUGAGAGUUGAGGCACUUGCUGUUUGUGGGAGCUUGCUUGGCCUUUACCCAAAAGGACGAAGGCCUAUCUAGCAGCUUUGGGGAUUUUAGGUCUGUGAGAGGAGGGUGGGACCUGGAAACCAAUGAAUGAGUCAUUGCAGUAGCCUACCGAAAAGGUUAUGCAGGCCUGAGGAAGGAAUACGGUGAGAUUAUGACUUUGAGAGAGACGAAGGGUAUCAAGUUGAUAAAAAUUGAUGAACCAUCGGCUCUGAGAGACCAGGAAACGUUGCAUAGUGGCCCUGGGGAUUGUGACCUGGGAGAUGAAGGAACUACCUUUACAAAGAGGCGUGGGGGAAGGGAAGACCAAAGAACUUGUACUCAUCUCUUCGAUCCCCAGAAGCCUGAUUAAUCUAAUUUAUUGAGCAUCUAAUGUGUGCUGAAUGUAAGGAAGUGUUCCUUCCUUCACUCAGCCAAUAUUCACAGCACCAGUAUCUUGGGCUGGGCAAGGACUAUAGUGGUGAACAAGACAGAGUGCUUGGGCCUUGCAAAUAAACAAGCAUCUAAAUAAAUCAAUUGUCCAAUGGUGAUCAGUGUUCCAAAGGCUUAUAAGUAAGUGCUGAGAAGAGAGAGUAACAGUGUGGGGGGCUGCUUUAGAUCAUGUGGUCAGGGAGUGUCUUUUGAGGAGGCAGAUAAAACUGAACAGGAGACCUAAAAACCGUGAAGGAGCCAUUGGUGGGAAGCAUUUGGGAUUGGCAUCUGGGAAUGGCAAAGGCUCUGAGGCAGGAAACAAAAAUCCCUAGACAGGCCAUUGGGGGUGUGGGUUCAGGGCACCAGGGAGGCUGGACCAGAAAUAAUAAGCUUGAGAGUCAUCAUUAGGGCCAUCCGAAAAAUACAGUAGAUCAAUCUGUGGGAGAAUAAGGUUGCUCCAUUUAAGGAGUGGGCAGAGAUUCAGAUAGGUACAGGUACAGAGACUUGGAGGAGAAUCUGGAGUGUUCUCAUGGAGCUCCAGCGAGGAGGACAGGCAGCAGUGUCACUGCACAGAGAGACAGCAGGAACAUGUGCGUUGUGUCUGACAAUGGGGAAGGCAUGGGCGACCUCAGCACCAAGAGCAGAGGCAGUGACAGGGUGGGGGUGGGGCUGGGGCUGAGGCCCAGGAGCCAGGAAAUAGUAGUCAAGUGAGGAAUCGCAGACCAUGGGUGGUAACCACUCUCUGCGGGUAGCUACCUACAGCAGUGACACAUCAUCGUGUCCCAGCUCCUGCACAUUCACAGCUGGCCCAGCAGCUCUGUUCCCUGAAUCAUAUCCCCUUACUCACUGUUGCUCAUUUUAUUGUCUGCCUCAUCGCCCAAAUGGGCAAUGACAGUUUCCUUUUCACCACCUCUCUGGAAGCUCAGGCUCUGUCCACAGCCUUAUGAGUACCUCGUCACUUACCACUCUUGCUUCACAUCACAGGCUCUGAGUGCCCGAAGCUCCCUCCCCCUGCCCCCGCCACUUUGUCUUUUCCGGAGCUUGAGCUCUGACUCUCCCCGAAGUGUGUUCCUCUGGAGGCUGAAACCUGGUUCACUCACUGGCUUCCUCUCAUCCUGUCCAUGCCUGACCUGCAGGCGUGGCCCCUCCCCGAGUCUCUGCACCCCUUUCCUCCCACUCGGAGCUCUGCCCAGGCCUGUUUCAUCAGUGCUUCCUUUCAUCCCUCUCCUUUCUUCAAGCUCCAGACUGUGUUCUCUGCCUGCUGGAUGGGACUGCCUGUCACUGCAGGACUCACCCUUUGGUCUGCCCCUCAGGGUUAGCUCCCACAUUGGUAGCAUUCCUUGAGACCCUCCCUCGGUGGAUCCUCCUCCCCCAACCUAAUAAGGCAACCCCUUAGGGAAGAGCAGAAAGCCAAGUCCCCAGGCCAGGAACAGUCAGCAGCUGUCCGAGUGGUACCUGGGGAGAUCCUGGCCACCCCACGCCACAGCAGUCUGUGUGUCCUGUACUCUAGUAAAGUUUACCACGUACAAAGAAUGUGAGCAGGAAUAUGCACAUGUCGAAAAUAACGCUUUUAUUCUCUAGUGUGAAGCUUUCAAUAGGAGAUUGCAGACUGUUUUGCUCCUUGAAUAGGAAGGUCUUUGGGGGUUGAGAGGGUGGGAUAAAGAAGAGAGGAGGAAAUAAAUGAGAUGGGUGUGUGUGUGUGAGAGAGAGAGAGUGCAAAAGGAGGAUUUAAAAAUUAGUUCUUUAAAAAUAAACCAUUAUAAUAUAGAGUCUGUGCUCCAUGGGCAGGCAUGGGCUAUUCAUUGCUAGAACUUGUCAGCACUGGGAGGAGUAUAUCACCAAGUUCACAGUGACAGGGUAGAACAUUAUAUGCUUUUAUGGCUUUGCUUGGUUCUCUUUACACUUAGAUACUGUUACCAGAAGCCUAGGUGAUGUCUUUAAAACAAGAGAAUCGUACACCUCAAGAUGGAGAGUAUCUGCCUUCUGGGCUGAGAACGGAGAGGUGCUGGGGUUAGGAAGUAACUUGAGUCCCUAUGUGGAAAUGGGUCCUAGAGGAGAAAACUUGGAAUAGGACUCCUGCAUAAUUUGGGAGACUGGAAAGAGGCUGAUUUCUCCAGGAGAUUAAGACUGGAAGUCCCGAGUCCCCGCCUCACCCCCAUACACACCCAUCUUGUGUGAGUGAGCACGCACAAGCUAUUUUAAUCUGAGCUGUCUUUACGACAUGUAACCUAGUCAUUUGGGAGUGACAUCAUGGUAACUGAGUAAUCCCUUUGAAAGUUAAGUGGUAGAGCCAAGAUAUUAAAAUAGUCCUGGGGCUACCUGGUUGAAAGUGGGCACAGGGUGUGUAUAAAUCCACUUAUUAGAGGCGCAAUCUCUAUCAGUGGAAGUCUUAAGUAUAUAAUAGCAAACUGGGUUUUUGUGGUACGUGGGACAUUGUGUAACUUGAAAGAUCUCUAAAUAGAAGUUCCCAUGGUCGUUAACACUUAGGUUCUGGUACUUUAUUUUCUUUUCCUCUGUCCUGGUAAUCAGGAAAGUUCCCUUGUGGACUUGUUUGUAAAUUCUGAAAAUGUUGACCCGAAACCUCAUUAAUAGAACAAGAAGAUCUGCAGGAGGUUUAACGACAUUAAUGGCCAUUGGACAUGCUUAUUAGAGAAGGUAGUUAUGCCAAAAUCAGACUGAAACAUCAUAUGGUGCUUUUGUUUUUUACUUACUUACUUAUUUAUUUAUAAGGCCUGAACAGCAUUUGAAGGUAUAAACAGACUGGUAAGGAGAUUAGACAGCCAUUAAUGUUUAUCUUUUAAGCUUCACAUUGCUUGGGUUGUUACAGAACCCUGACACUUGCUACAUUCCACUGACUUGGUGUUCUUAGAUUUGUCAGUGGCUCAGAUUGUGUUACAGUCUGGGAUCCCUUAGGAAACAGUAAUUGUAGGCAAUAUAUAGGCAAAAUCCAGAUCGUGGCGUAUGCUCAGCCACCUACCAUUUGUGUUGUGAAGUUCUCAAGUAAGCUUUUAGCUCUUAAAGGUAAGAACCAGCUCCGUGUCCCUGGAAACUUUCUAGCGUGAUGUGGCAUUUCAAACUGCAGAUAUCUUUUGGAGAUAACAUAUUAGUUUCUGAGUGAAUCACCUGGGCGGAGGGAAUGAGGAACUGAUGACCCUUGCUGAGGUCUCCUAGGGUCAUAGAAUCAGAAAGAGAAGAAAACUGAUGGAUUCACCAGGGUCAUUUUGCCAUAUGAAUAUUUCCUAAAGCUGUCUUUGCUAUGCUUUAUUCUAAUUUUAAACAUUACAGUGCAUGUUGGUGUCUCAGGACCCUGACUUUGACCUUAGUGCAUUUCUUUCUUGAGUCACUAUUAGACUAUUAUCCAGCCACUGCCAAACUGAUUGGCUGCUAAAUUUGAAGAAAAUCACUGUAUCCAUAGCUUGCAUAAAAAUCACCUAUGUCCCUUUAACAUGCGUAGCUUUUCAAAUGCUAAAUGAUGGAUAUCGUUAAAUUAGAAAUCAUAUGUAUUAAAUGUUCUAUUUUUACAUAUACACGGAGGGGUUAAGAGGAAGAGGUAUGUUUGUCAUGGGAGAAACUGCCUGGUGAUUAAAGUAGUCUAGGAAAUAGGGUAAAUGAAACCUUUGUUACUGUAAAACAAUAGCCAUUAAGUGACUAUUAUGUAAUGUUAUUUCUUACGGGUCAUUUGGAAUGGCUUGUUGAUCUUGAAACUUGAGAUAAAAUUCCUGUAAAAAUACUACUUACAUUUGGCUGAUCUCACGACUUCUGAUACAAAAUCAAAGACUUUUCCAAGUAGAUUAUCUCUGUUAGACACUGAGCUCUAGAGAUACUGAAGCCAUGUCAGAUAGAUUUUUUUUUCCCCCACCUAAAGAGUAAUUUUAUCCACUUGGUGUUCUCCAUUUGAGUACUCAUCCAAAUAAACACAAAUAUUUGCUAAUCCAAAAAAUGGUUCAUUGUAAAAUUAGCCUAUGCUUGCUCAACCUCUCCAAAAGGGCACACAGGUGGCAAAACAGCUGAUAGGCACACUCACCUAAUUUGACAGUUUGAAUGGAUGGUGAUGAAUUUGCAUUUUCCAUAAAAGAUACAUUAGUUUUUUUCUUCUCAAAUCUUUAUUUAAAUUCUAGUUAGUUUACAAACAGUGCAAUAUUGGUCUCAGGAGUAGAAUUCAGUGAUUCAUCCCUUAUAUACAUCACCUAGUGCUCAUCACAGUAAGUGCCCUUCUUGGUACCCAUCAUCCAUCUAGCCCAUCCGCCACCCACCUCUCUCCAUCAACCCUCAAUUUGUUCUCUGUCUUUAAGAGUCUCUUAAGGUUUGUGUCCCUCUCUUUCUCCCCUGUCCCAUCUGUUCAUAUGUUUUGUUUCUUAAAUUCCACAUGGGUGAAAUCUUUUGGUAUUUCGUCUUUCUCUGAAUGACUUAUUUCACUUAACAGGGUCUAUCUACAUCGUUGCAAAUGGCACGAUUUCAUUCUUUUUGAUGCUUGACUAAUAUUCCAUUGUAUAUAUACACCACAUCUUUUUUUUUUUAAGUUUAUUAUUUAUUUUGAGAGAGAGCGUGCAUGUGAGCUGGGAGGGGCAGAGAGAGAAUCCCAAGCAGGCUGUGCACUGGCGCUCAAACCAACUUACUGUGAGAUCCUGAUCUGAGCUAAAGUCAGAUGCUCAAACCAAAUGAAUCACCCAGGCACCCCUCACCACAUCUUCUUUAUCCAUUCAUCAGUCAAGAGCCCAUAUGGGCUCUUUCCAUAGUUUGGCUGUUGAUAAUGUUGCUAUAAAUUUCAGGGUGCUUGUACCCCUUCGAAUCCAUAUUUUUGUACAUUUUGGGUAAAUACCUAGUAGUGUAAUUGUAGGAUAGUUCUAUUUUGAACCUUUUGAGGAACCUACAUACUGUGUUCCAGAGUGGCUAUGCCAGUUUGCAUUCCCACCAGCAGUGUGAGAGGGCUCCCCUUUCUCUGCAUCCUCACCAAUACCUUUUGUUUCUUGUAUUGUUAAUUUUAACCAUUCUGAUACAUUCUUAAGCAAAGGAAGUUUUUAUGUUAGAUCUCAAAUGGCCUCAGGGAUCAAUAGCAGAACUCAGAGGAAGGGGUAAUUCAGGGGUGUUUUAAGUCAUAGUUCUUAUGGUAGAUUCGCCAAAAUGAGCUUCUAUGCUUACAAAUUAUAAUUUUCUAUAUGUUUUAGUAUUGGAUAUUUGGGGUUAGAUGUUUGGACCAGAGAGUUAAUAAGGGAUAAUUAUUGCCAUUAUUUUCACUGUGACCUAUAAAAUUUGUAUAUAGCAUUCUUUUUCUUUUUUUCUUUUUAAUUUUCUUUUCUUUUUUUAUUUGAGAGAGAGAGACAGACAGAGAGCAAGCAGAGGAGGGGCAGAGAGAGAGGGAGACACAGAAUUGGAAGCAGGCUCCAGGCUCUGAGCUGUCAGCACAGAGCCAGACGCGGGGCUCGAACCCACAGACCACGAGAUCAUGACCUGAGCUAAAGUCAGCCGCCCAAUUGACUGAGCCACCCAGGUGCCCCUAUAGCAUUCUUUUUCAAUAGUUGUCUUCUCUUUCAUUAAUUUCAGAUACGUUAGCCUUGCAACUCUAGGAUUUUUAAGGUGAGAAAUUAAUAGUGGUUUGUAUAAGCCUUCUUAACAGGAAUCCAGGCUCAAGAAUUCUCUCUUCAGAACACUUCUUAGAUCUUAGUGGUUUUGAGUUCAUUUUACCAGCCUUCUCAUUGCCAAGAUGGCUUCUAGGUACAUAGACUUCUGUUUUCUUUGAAAUUGUGAUUGAUUACAAAUCAUUUGAUGGCUUCUUAAAAGAAGCUCUUUAAAUAUUAGAGGUUGUGGUUUGCCUUACCUUUUAAGGACUUUAAAAUUAGUCUGCCUUCUUAUACCAGGCCUAGGGUGAUUUGGGAGUCAGAAGGUACAGAUAAUUGAGCUGUUUGGAUAUUAAUGUGAUAUAGGCUUUUGAUGUCAUUCCUAGGAAAUAGAUUCCAUGGAAUGGGUUCCAGGUUUAAGGUCCAUGAGGAAAAGGGUUCUGACUCUUGGCACAGAUAGGCAUAUUCAGAAAUGUUGUAUUCAAGCCAGAGUAAAUAUAUAAGCCGUUUACACUUUCUUUCGGUUAGUAGAAGUCCCCUCGAAACACUUAUUUUGGCAUUAAGGAAGCUCGUCAUGACCUGUUGUUCCAGAAAGAUUAUCGUUUUCAGUUUGAGCCAGUUUUCUAGUUCCCGUGUGAGUGGCAUGCCCGGCCCAGAGCUGAAGAAACUCAGGCUUGCUUUUCAGCUCUUCCAUUCUUUUAGGUGUGUCCCACAGGCAGUGGCCUGUUGCUGUUUCUUCGGCCACUUAACAGGUUUGAUUUCAGAUCUAUUUAAUAAGAAACUAACAUGUUUGGAGGGGAUUCAUGGCCCAACAUUUAUGGACUUUGUUGGGAAGCUCCAGUUGCCGAACAAGCAACCGGAAAAGCUUGAUAGGCAAUGGACAAUCACCAGCAUUGCCUCGACCACACUCACCUCUCUCUGCUCAUGCAGGAAACAGCCCUCAAGAUAGUCCAAGAAAUUUCUCCCCCAGUGCCUCAGCCCAUUUCUCAUUUGCACGGAGGACUGAUGGACGCCGCUGGUCCUUGGCUUCUCUCCCUUCUUCUGGCUAUGGGACAAACACCCCCAGCUCCACAGUCUCUUCCUCCUCUUCCUCCCAGGAGAAGCUGCAUCAGUUACCAUACCAACCAACGCCAGAUGAAUUGCACUUCCUGUCAAAACAUUUUUGUACUACUGAAAGCAUUGCCACGGAAAACAGAUGCAGGAACACCCCCAUGCGCCCCCGUUCCCGAAGUCUGAGCCCCGGACGUUCUCCCGCCUGCUGUGACCAUGAAAUAAUUAUGAUGAACCAUGUCUACAAAGAAAGGUUCCCAAAGGCCACGGCUCAGAUGGAAGAACGUCUGAAGGAAAUAAUCACCAGCUACUCUCCUGACCACGUUCUUCCUCUAGCAGAUGGAGUGCUCAGUUUCACUCACCAUCAGAUUAUUGAACUGGCUCGAGAUUGCUUGGAUAAAUCCCGCCAGGGUCUCAUCACCUCACGAUACUUCCUUGAAUUACAACACAAAUUAGAUAAAUUGCUGCAAGAGGCUCAUGAUCGUUCAGAAAGUGGAGAAUUGGCAUUUAUUAAACAACUGGUUCGAAAGAUCCUAAUUGUUAUUGCCCGCCCAGCUCGAUUAUUAGAGUGUCUGGAAUUUGAUCCUGAAGAAUUUUACUACCUGUUGGAAGCAGCCGAAGGCCAUGCCAAAGAAGGACAGGGUAUUAAAACUGACAUUCCCAGGUACAUCAUUAGCCAGCUGGGGCUCAAUAAGGAUCCUUUGGAAGAAAUGGCUCAGUUGGGAAACUAUGACAGUGGGACAGCAGAAACACCAGAAACAGAUGAAUCAGUGAGUAGCUCCAAUGCUUCCUUGAAACUUCAAAGGAAACCUCGGGAAAGUGAUUUUGAAACGAUUAAAUUGAUUAGCAAUGGAGCCUAUGGGGCAGUCUACUUUGUUCGGCAUAAGGAAUCCCGGCAGAGGUUUGCUAUGAAGAAGAUCAAUAAACAGAACCUCAUCCUCCGAAACCAGAUCCAGCAGGCUUUUGUGGAACGGGAUAUCCUGACCUUUGCAGAGAAUCCCUUUGUUGUCAGCAUGUACUGCUCCUUUGAAACAAGGCGCCACCUUUGCAUGGUCAUGGAAUAUGUGGAAGGAGGCGACUGUGCUACCUUGAUGAAGAAUAUGGGUCCUCUCCCUGUUGACAUGGCAAGGAUGUACUUUGCGGAGACAGUCUUGGCCUUGGAAUAUCUACAUAAUUAUGGAAUUGUACACAGGGAUUUGAAACCAGACAAUUUGUUGGUCACCUCCAUGGGGCACAUAAAGCUGACAGAUUUUGGAUUAUCCAAGGUGGGACUAAUGAGCAUGACUACCAAUCUUUAUGAAGGUCAUAUCGAGAAGGAUGCUCGAGAGUUCCUGGACAAACAGGUCUGUGGCACGCCUGAAUACAUUGCACCAGAAGUGAUUUUGAGGCAGGGCUAUGGGAAGCCAGUGGACUGGUGGGCCAUGGGGAUUAUCCUCUAUGAAUUUCUGGUUGGAUGCGUGCCAUUCUUUGGGGACACUCCAGAAGAGCUGUUUGGACAAGUCAUCAGUGAUGAGAUCAACUGGCCGGAAAAGGAUGAGGCACCACCCCCCGAUGCCCAGGAUCUGAUUACCUUGCUUCUUAGGCAGAAUCCCCUGGAGAGACUGGGAACAGGUGGCGCCUAUGAAGUCAAACAGCAUCGAUUCUUCCGUUCUUUAGACUGGAACAGUUUGCUGAGACAGAAGGCAGAAUUUAUUCCCCAACUGGAAUCUGAGGAUGACACAAGUUAUUUUGAUACUCGGUCAGAGAAAUAUCAUCACAUGGAGACUGAGGAAGAAGAUGACACAAAUGAUGAAGACUUUACUGUGGAAAUAAGGCAGUUUUCCUCCUGUUCACACAGGUUUUCAAAAGUUUUCAGCAGCAUAGACCGAAUAACUCAGAAUCCAGGAGAAGAGAAGGAAGAGCCUGGAGACAAAACCAAAAGCACAACAUUGCCAUCCACAGAAACAUUCAGCUGGAGUUCGGAAUAUUCGGAAAUGCAACAGUUAUCCACAUCCAACUCUUCAGAUACAGAAAGCAACAGACAUAAACUCAGUUCUGGCCCACUUCCCAAACUGGCUAUUUCAACAGAGGCAGAAAAAGAUGAAGGUGCUCCCUGCCCCAGAGACCUGCACGAGGAGCCCGAGGUCACCACUCCCGCCAGUACAAUCAGCAGCUCCACCCUGUCAGUUGGCAGUUUUUCAGAGCACUUGGAUCAGAUAAAUGGACGAAGCGAGUGUGUGGACAGUACAGAUAAUUCCUCAAAGCCACCCAGUGAACCCGCUUCUCACAUGGCUCGCCAGCGAUUAGAAAGCACAGAAAAAAAGAAAAUCUCGGGGAAAGUCACAAAGUCCCUUUCUGCCAGUGCUCUGUCCCUCAUGAUCCCAGGAGAUAUGUUUGCCGUCUCUCCCCUGGGAAGUCCAAUGUCCCCCCAUUCCCUGUCCUCGGACCCUUCUUCUUCACGAGAUUCUUCUCCCAGCCGAGAUUCUUCAGGAGCUUCUGCCAGUCCACAUCAGCCCAUUGUGAUCCACAGUUCAGGGAAAAACUACGGUUUUACCAUCCGAGCCAUCCGGGUGUAUGUGGGAGACAGCGACAUCUAUACAGUGCACCAUAUUGUUUGGAAUGUUGAAGAAGGAAGUCCAGCAUGCCAAGCAGGACUGAAGGCUGGGGAUCUGAUCACACACAUCAAUGGAGAACCAGUGCAUGGACUUGUCCACACGGAAGUUAUAGAGCUUUUGCUAAAGAGUGGAAAUAAGGUGUCAAUCACCACCACCCCAUUUGAAAACACGUCCAUCAAGACGGGACCAGCCAGGAGAAACAGCUGUAAGAGCCGGAUGGUGAGGCGGAGCAAGAAAUCGAAGAAGAAAGAAAGUCUAGAAAGGAGGAGAUCCCUUUUUAAAAAACUAGCCAAGCAGCCUUCUCCUUUACUCCACACCAGCCGAAGCUUCUCCUGUUUGAACCGGUCCCUGUCAUCAGGGGAGAGCCUCCCAGGCUCCCCAACGCACAGCUUGUCUCCCCGGUCCCCCACGCCCAGCUAUCGCUCCACCCCUGACUUCCCAUCAGGUACUAACUCCUCUCAGAGCAGCUCCCCAAGCUCUAGUGCCCCCAAUUCCCCAGCGGGGUCAGGACACAUCCGGCCCAGCACCCUACAUGGUCUGGCCCCCAAACUCAGCGGACAGCGCUACCGUUCUGGAAGGCGGAAGUCGGCUGGCAGCAUCCCCCUCUCCCCACUGGCCCGGACCCCCUCUCCAACACCACAGCCCACCUCCCCUCAGCGGUCACCAUCCCCUCUGUUGGGACACUCGCUUGGCAAUUCCAAGAUCGCUCAAGCUUUUCCCAGCAAAAUGCACUCCCCUCCCACCAUCGUCAGACAUAUCGUGAGGCCCAAGAGUGCAGAGCCCCCGAGGUCCCCACUGCUCAAGCGCGUGCAGUCAGAGGAGAAGUUGUCUCCCUCCUAUGGCAGUGACAAGAAGCACCUGUGUUCCCGCAAACACAGCCUGGAGGUGACCCAGGAGGAGGUGCCGAGGGAACAGCCUCCACGGGAAGUGACCUUGCAGAGCCUGGAGGAGAAUGUGUGUGACGCCCCUUCCCUGAGCCGUGCCAGGCCUGUGGAGCAAGGCUGCCUGAAGCGUCCUGUCUCCCGGAAGCUGGGGAGACAGGAGUCUGUGGAUGAGCUGGACCGAGAGAAGCUCAAGGCCAAGGUGGUGGUGAAGAAGCCAGAUGGUCUCCCAGAGAAACAAGAACCCCACCAGAAAUCCCAUGGACUUGGGAGUGAUUUAGAAAACCUCUCUACUUUUAGGCUGGAAGAGAGAGAGAAGAAAAUCUAUCCAAAGGCUUUAGAAAGGUCAAGUCAUUUUGAUAACAAAGUGGCCUUGCAGGAGGCCCCAUCCGUGGGCAGCCUGCUGAAAGGGGCUCUUCACAAGCAGGCCAGCAUUCGGGCCAGCGAGGGAGUGACCUCGGAAGGGGCAGCGGCUGGCCAUGGCCCAGCACCUGGGGACCACAGCCAGGGCAUCUGUGACUUCAAACGCACCUCUGCUCCUGGCACCCUCCAGGACACUCUCUGCCACUCGGCUGAUAGGUCCAGCUCUGGGAAGGGUGAAAACACGGAGAAGGCCUCCCAGGCCAAGGAGUGUCUCCGAUGUGAGAAGUUAGACAGCAAACUGGCCAACAUCGAUUACCUCCGAAAGAAAAUGUCACUUGAAGACAAAGAUGACGGCCUGUGCACUGUGCUCAAGCCCAAGAUGACGUCUAGUGCCCACGAAAGCCUGCCCGGGAACCCCGUCCGGUCCAUGGGUGGACAGCAGGAGGCCCCAGUGGCCUCUGAGAGCCGAGCAUUCAUGAGCAGUGCCCACACGGCUCAGAUCAGCACUGUCUCCUUUGUCCCUCUCAAGGCGCUAGCUGGGCGGGUGGACGGUGGAGUAGAGAAGCCGGGCUUGGUUGCUCCUGAGUCACCCGUCCGGAAAAGCCCUUCUGAGUAUAAACUGGAAGGUAGGUCUGUGUCCUGCCUGAAACCAAUUGAGGGCACUUUGGAUAUUGCUCUCCUGUCUGGACCUCAGGCCUCCAAGACAGAGCUGCCUUCCCCAGAGCCUGCACAGAGCCCCAGCCCGGCCAGUGACGUGAGGCCCUCUGUGCCACCGGCUCUCCCCAGCACCGGGGGCAAGAAGGGUGAGAUGGCGGGUCAGAGGGAGCCUUCCCCUGCUGGCUUCAGGAUUAAUAAGUCCUACCUGCUGGAGCCCCGGUUCCCACCCCCCAGCCGGGGUCUCCAGAAUUCACCAGCAGCUCCCGUGCCUUGCUCUGACCCAGAGCUAAAGCGGGAUAGGAAAGCUUCCCAUGCAGCCAAGAGCACAGUGACGGUCAUGGAAAGCGAUCCCCAGCGGAGAGAGGGGGGCCCCAGCAAACACCAAAACCAUAGCCCUGACACCAAACUCCUCCCCUCCCUGGGAUUGAUCCCCCACAGCGCGGACCCAUCCAGGUCACGCAGCCUGCUGCUGCCUGAAGGUACCGCCUCAAGAGAGAAGCCAAGUGGGAGGGAAUCCUCUGAAAGGGGCCCUUCCACGGCCAGAAGCGAGCGGUCCGCUGUGAGACCUGACUCCCACAGGGAUCCCUCUGUGGAGUUGUAUCCUCCAGAAGCUGCUAAAACCAGUGACAAUUCCAGAAAUCUCCCCUCCGGGGAAAGGACCCGUCCAGAUUCCUACACUCAGACCCAAGCCCUGGAGAAAGCAUGGGCACCUUGUGGGAAAACAAACCACAGAGAUGGCCGAGAUGAGGUGAGGCCCCUGGCGAGGGAGGACUCCUCUUUGCAGUCAUCAGGGACUCCUCAUGAGAGGGAGCUGGGCAGAGGAAGAGGUGGCCCAGAACCCCAGCCAGAAGCUCCUCCCAGCCGGUGGUCCCUGCAGCCACCAGGCACUGAACGUGGGAAGGAAGCCCAGCUCUCUGCUUUCCCAUCCUUGCCGAAAGACGGUCCCAAGGAACCAGAAAGGAAAGAACAGCCUCUACAAAAGCACAUCAGCAGUAGCUCUCAGCCCCCGCUGGUCACCAAAGAACUGCCCAGCCUGGCCACUCAGCAGCACUGCGGCUCCCCAAGCCACUCCUCAGGCAGAGAGCCGGGGGGCAAGCCCUGUACUACAGAGCCCAGCCUGGGCCUCCAGGGCCCUCCCAGGCCCGCUGCAGUGCAUGGUGAAAGCAGCAGCCCUAAGUCUGGGCCUGGCCCCGACUCCAUCCCCGCAAAGUCUAAGCACCCUGACAGGGCCCUCUCCUCCCAGAAGCCAAGCGUUGGGCCUGCAGCAGGCAGAGAGGCUGCAGCCCAGCCGCAGGUCGGCCCCAGCCGAGAAGGGAAGGACAGCAGUAAGGGUGUGCAGGAGGCCUUCCCUGCCCUCCCAGGCUCCCAGAACACAGCCACCAAUGCGAUUAGCCAGGGAGGAAGUGGACCCUCAGUUCCGCUGCUCACCGAAGGGGGUCCUCUAGACCCUAAGCUAAAAGCCACCGGUGGCAGGCGGUCCCCGGAGGCACCAGAGAAGCCCACGCAUCUGCCGCAGCAAGGACACCCAGGAGGGGGUGAAUCGGCGGACCAGAAAGUUGCCCCUGUCAAUGAAAAGCAAAACGUGUCUCCAAAGCACCCCAAACCAUCCACUGUGAAAGAUUGCCCCGCUGUGUGCAGACAGAGAGACAGGAGUCCAAGUUCACAGGCUGCCACCGCCACGGACAGGAAGUCUGAGGGGAAGAAAUGCACUGAAGCACUUUACGUUCCAGCAGACGGCAGGAAGCUUGAGGCCAGCCUUUCCCUGGCACCCUGCGAGGCCCGGCCAAAAGGCCCAGAGAGGCCGGCAGCUGCUGUGGGGAAAGGCUUGCCAGAGGCCAAGGGGAAAGUGCUGAGUCCCCAGAAGCCGCUGACUGAGGCAGGCAAGCCCAGCGGCAUGAAACGGUCGCCCUCGGCCACCGGACAGAGUUCUUUUCGAUCCACUGCCCUCCCAGAAAAGUCUCUGAGCUCCUCCUCCAGCUUUCCUGAGGCCAGACCGGGGGCUCGAGAGGCUGCUGCAACUAGCGGUGACACAUCUUUGGCCAAGGCCAGCGGGGCUGCGGCUAAGACCCUGCCCGGGGGCGACGGCAGAACCCACAUGACAAAGAGCGACUCUCUGCCAUCCUUUCGGAGCUCCACCGUCACCCUGGAAUUGCACCACCCCAGCCCGCCCGUGGCAGGGGGAGCCGGCCACCGGGACAGGGCCCUGUCGGUAUCUGCCACCACAGGAGAAACCAAAGGCAAAGAGCCUGUCGCAGCCCCGCCCUCUCAGACUAGGAAACAGAGCGUGGGCAGAGAAGUGACCAAGGCAUCCCCAGCUCCAAACCCUGACCGGCCCAUCGCCCUUUCUUCUGAGAAGGACUUUGUGGUGCGGCAGAGGCGGGGGAAAGAGAGUUUGCGUAGCAGCCCGCACAAAAAGGCCUCGUAACGGGGCAGGCCCCAGGCCGGACUGGGGAGACCCGACCUGAAUGUUUACCUGAGUCUUGACUACCUUGUGAAGCCAGCACUGUGUGGGAACGCCCGCCGGGCAGAGCCUGGAGCCCCUAGGCAGAGCGGGAGAGGGAGAGAGAGACAGAAAGAGGGGACCUUCUUCCAAUUGCCUUCCCAAUUGUAACCCAUAACACUGUUACCAGAGAGGGUUUGUAUGAAAAACGAAAACAACAACAAUAAAGAAACACCUUUACAGUGGAGGGUUGUUGAGGAUAAAGAUUUUCUCUGUAAAUACCUAGCAAUGUGUUUGGUUUGGGAUGUAGAGUGAUACCUUGCUGCUGAUGGCGUUGUUUACCACAGCUUUUUCUUUUCUUCUCUUUUCUUUUUUUUUUCCAGUAGGAUUUUUGCUUUACCACUUAUCAUCACAUAGUAAUGAAGCAAAAUGGUUAAAACCGGGUGUAUGUAAGAGUAUAGAUACACUCACACUCGUGUGUAUAUACACAUCCACCCACAUGUUUUGGUCUCUGGUUUCAGAGACUAUUUCAAGACUACAUUUUUCUAAGUUAAAACAUUCUGAGUAGAGUUCAAGAUGAAAGAAAGCCCUAAAUACAGUAGAUGGUGAGUUUGUGUGUGUCUUUUUAACCCAAGAUUUUGAGAGUACUGUAUCUGCCUACCUAGAUUUCCAGAUCUUAAAGCAAGAACUACUCUAGUCACUGCAUUUGGACUCUUCCUCCAUUAGGAAUGGCCGGAACAAGCAGAGCUAACCAUAUUCAUAUUACAGUCAUCGCAGUGGACACUUGAUCUUGGGUCCAACUGUCUGAAAGGCCAGUUAUCCUUGUCCGUGGGUAUAUAUGUCGGGUCUUCACCCUGGGUGUAGUGGAGGCUAUAAACACACGUCAGCUUUAUUUCUCUCACUUUCCCUUCUUUUCACGCUCUUAAACUCAGGCCUUGAUGCUAUGAGUCACUAGUCCAAGAAGCACACAUUUUGUAGUAGUCUUGUUGCCAGCCCUGCUCUUGAACAAAAAGGAAAAUUACUGGCCACACGCAGAUCCAAUAGUACUUAAGUUGAGUAAUAAGCAUCAGGCAUUGGAAGAGGUUUUAAAUUUGCAUUUUUGAGGGAAAGGGGGGGUGGAUUUUGGCAUCAUAGCAUAUAUAUUAAUGAAUAAUCAGGACAUCAGAUACAUUUUAAUACAUAGCUGGGGCCUUAUGUUGUAGAUGAAGCUUGCUGUUUUUAGCAAGUUCCUGGGUUUCACAUUCAUUUCUGAUGCAUCGAGUAGCUCCAUACAUUUCAUAACAUGAUCUCUUUAUUUGUAUGCAAAAAAAAAAAAAAAAACGUAUUAAUAAAGAGCAGCGUUUUUUAACAAAAAGACUUGGUGGAGCUAUUUGGUGCUUGAAUGUGACCGUCCUUUUUACUUUUGCUAAGCCUUAUUUAAAUUUUGUAUACCAUGGAAAAUGUAGACUUCGUCAAAUCAUUUUAGUGCUGAGGGGGUUUUUGUUUGUUUUUGUUGCAGUUGUCCUGGGGGCCUGUUUUGUAUUGUAAGACGGCACUUGCUGACCUAAGUACUAAGGCACUAAGAGAAAAUACACACAGAUAAGUAUUUAUAAGAUGUUUGGGAUCCAUAGCAGGAUUUUCUGUUUUGUUUUUCAAGAGGGAAAACAAUUACCAAUAAAUACAAAUUCAGCACCCAGACCCCCUCGGAUGUCUUAGUAGCCAAAUCAUUCAUCUAAAGCACAGCCUGUGGAUUGUAAAUUAUUUAGCAGGGCUGUAAACCCUGCUCCAAAAACAAAGGCAUCACUUAACUGACUGCUGGGUUGUCCUUCCUUGUAAAAUGAGUUGGCAAACAGAACCAAAAGUCCCCCCCUGCCCCUGUUUUCCGCCCCCCGCCCCCGUGUAGUUUUAGCCAUUCCCCAUCACUGCGUUGGGAAAUGGUAGAAGCAGCGCAUAUUUUAGAAGAACUUAAAUGGGUUUCCCAAGUGGUCUCAACAUUUAUAAUUCAUAUCUGUGUUUGGCAGUUGUCACAACCCAAUCAUCUAUACUCAGACAUCACGACAGGUGUGUCGGGGAGGGAGUUCAUGGUUUACAGCCUUUGCUUUUUAACUGUCCAGUUUCCUUUAAAGCACAACUAGCUGCCUGUUUACAAAUGAUAUUUUUAUGUAUAUUUUGUAUAGUGUAUUAUCAUUUUGGCCAAAUAUGUUUUUGCAUUUUGGAUGGGUAAAGAGUACUUAAGGUUGCAUUCAUGUAAUACCUGUCUGUUGUUGUUAACCUCUCCAAUCAGCUGGUAGAAAUUCUCCUGUGUUCUAUUUGGUCAGUCUCCUGUGAUUGUAAGAUGUGCUCCUUAGUAGUACUCCCAGCUGUAGAUUUACCAGCUUAAAAGUUUGUUAGGAUCUGUGCAAUAAAGUGUUUGCAGUCUUAUUUUCUCUAAGAAAUUCCCUAUGGAUGUCAUAAUUGUUGUAUAUUGAACACAUAUUUAUACUUAUGCAGUUGCAUAACAUUGAAAUAAAAAUUUAGCAUGAAAAGAUAA